GGACUGCGCUCUCUUUGAUUUUAUGCCUGUUCCAUCCAGUGACGCGUGCACACGCAAAGCCAGCUCCAGCUACAAUUUCUGGUAGAAGCUCCUCCCACUGACGCUGACAUCAGCAGUACCAGUCUUCUAAUGCAAGUGGGUCCGAACUGAAAUCCUCAGUGGAAAAGGGACAACACAGACACUGGAGGACUCACCUGUCUCACACCUGUUGUCACACUGAAUGCUGCAGUUUGACAGUGGGGGGAGGGGUCUCGUACAGGUGUGUGCAAUCACACAGGUCAGGCUGAUGAAGGUGAAGCUCAGCAGCGUGAAGCCUGUAAGUCUUCUGAGGGUGAACGUGAGACAGACAUGCUGCUGCUGGUCGUCUGUGUUCUGUCGGUCUACACAGCUGGAGGUUCGACACAGAUCCAGAAUCAGCGGAACCCCACUGUAAAUGGAACUGCGCAGGAAAGCUCGCUGUUCUCUGCACGCUUCGGCUUCACAGACCUCGCCGGGGUGCGCUCCUUCAUGCUGGAGCAGGAGCUGGAAACCCGAAUCAUCGGGGGUCAGGAGGCCUGGGCUCACUCGUGGCCCUGGCAGGUUUCCCUGCAGCUCGCCUCCAUGCCAGCCUGCGGGGGUGCUAUCGUCAGCCCGCUGUGGGUCAUCUCUGCUGCCCACUGCUUCGUAAGGCAUAAUAAAGUAUCCUUGUGGAUGGUUCUUGCUGGAAAACAUGACCUGGAUAAAGCUGAGGAGCCUCAGGAGCAGCUGGUGGGAGUCUCCAUGAUCUUCAUUCAUCACAGCUACAACACUGAGUCUAAAGAGAGCGACAUUGCUCUGGUGAAGCUGGAGAAACCACUGGAGUUCAACCACUUCGUCAGACCCAUCGACAUCUGGAUGACGCCGCUGCCUCUGCUCAUGAAAUGCACCAUCACUGGCUGGGGCUCCACCCGAGAGAAUGGCCCUCGAGUCAACCGACUGCAGGAAGUGAAUGUGACCAUCCUGCCCUCGGAUACCUGCAACCAGUACUACCUAGGCAGGAUCAGGCCCUCCAUGUUUUGUGCUGGGAAGGAUGAAGGGGGACUGGAUGCCUGUCAGGGGGACUCUGGAGGUCCUCUGUCCUGCUUCACAGGCACCAGGUAUGAGCUGGCAGGUUUGGUGAGUUGGGGGGUGGGUUGUGGUCGUGCCAAAAGACCUGGAGUGUACACCAGAGUGCAGCAGCAUGUUCAGUGGAUGUCUGACACCAUGGGUGAUCAGGCUCAAGUGUCUGAAGAUGACCUCAUAGAGGAAGAGGAGUGCGGUAAGCAACAGAGCUCCGGCUGUGAUCAGACUCCCGGCCUCGCCGAAAUCUCGCUGUCCGUGGACGGCGUGUUGUCCGUGGUGAAUGUGACUGAGUCCUGCCCCUUCCUCUGGCCCUGGCAGGUCAGCCUACAGUUUAAUGGUCGCCACUACUGCAGCGGCGCUCUGAUCCACCCCCACUGGGUUAUCACCGCCAAACACUGCGGCGUCAGGGCUAAAGAGGAUGUGGCAGUUUUGGGGCUUCAUGACAUCAAGUUCCUGCCAGUUCAAACCAUCCUGGUGGACAAAGUCUUUAACCCGCCGCAGAAAACAGGCUUCCCCCCAAAGUCUAACCUGGCACUGCUUCACCUGAGCAGUGCUGCCAGACUUGGUUCUGAAGUGUCUCCAGUUUGUGUCCCUGAUGAGGAUGACGACCUGGAUGACACCUGGUCUUGUAUCACAGCUGGCUGGGGAGCAACUAAAGCGAAAGAGGGUGUUGAUCCAGACCGGCUGCAUCACGCUGGGCUCACACUCGUCAACGCAACCUCCUGCAGGCAGAAAUGGGGAGGCUUCGUCACUGACUCUCACAUCUGUUCACAUCCUGCAGGCUCCACAUCCUGUAUGGGAGACGCUGGAGCACCACUCUUCUGUCAGAAAUAUGGCACCUACUUCCUGUUUGGUGUUGCCACAUGGGGCAGCUGGCACUGCGACUCAGAGAAGCCAGCCAUCUUCACCAGAGUGUCAGAUUAUCAGUCGUGGAUCAGAAAGAUGAUUUUCAAAUUCUGACUGAAAAUAAACUCUUUAAUCAAGCUGACUUUUACUCUUCAUCACACAUUCAGUCCAGAUGUUCCAGUUUUACA
Messenger RNA from Pundamilia nyererei, 2114 nucleotides. RefSeq names its product ovochymase 1 (gene ovch1). Gene Ontology annotation, molecular function: serine-type endopeptidase activity. Gene Ontology annotation, biological process: proteolysis. Bases 349 to 2040 code for a protein of 563 amino acids. NCBI's taxonomy places the organism in Eukaryota, Metazoa, Chordata, Actinopteri, Cichliformes, Cichlidae. The record is from RefSeq and is a predicted model, not a curated record. The transcript is spliced from 13 exons.